Molecule: messenger RNA, 856 nt
Organism: Paraphaeosphaeria sporulosa
Lineage: Eukaryota; Fungi; Ascomycota; Dothideomycetes; Pleosporales; Didymosphaeriaceae
Exons: 1
Coding region: 115-585 (156 amino acids)
Source: RefSeq, a predicted model, not a curated record
GGCCGUUUUCGCCACUCCCUUCGACCAGAAGAUACUCCGCUCGGCCAGCGCAGCAGCGGAGGCUUCGUAUCGCCCUCUCUGAGCCCUCGGAGCAGGGUUGAAGCGCCGAGAGCCAUGUAUCCUCGGCUCCAAGCAUCGAAUGGCACCCUCAUGGUCUUCCGCAUGAGCAUUCUCAGCCGCUUUUGCUCGUCCCAGGCUACCGUCCUGACGCUGGCAGCUUGCCAUUGUUGGCCAGGUUCCAGAGUCGAACAUGACCGCGACAACCGAUCGCUGCGUUGUCUUCGCCAAGCCUUGCUUGCCAUCAUAACGGAUCCGGAUCGAGAGUUACCUUCGUGCUUGAUUGCCAUCAGCUUGUUACUUGCGACAAUGCAAAAGUGCUACGUCGACUAUUUACAAGUCGGCCGCUCGAGGUCAUCUGCGUGCUUGCGUCGAAUCACCAUGCCGUACAAGAAUCAUGUGCAACCGUUGCUCUUCCCUAAAUGCGGCGUGAUGGCCGGUUUCAUGCGUUGUACAAUUCACUACACGGCCUGCCGCCAAUACUGGCGGUACAGCGUGGCAUCCGACCUGAUCCUCCCAUGCACUUGACGAUCGCUACCGUGUUCCAGGCUCAACGUCCCUAGACAGGAGGCCUCCACUGCAUGCCCUUCCGAGUUGAACAAACCCUUCCAUGUACACCAAUGCCACGUUUAUUGUGCACUCAACUCUACAAUGCGGCCGAGGGCGUCCUAGAAUCCGCGGCUCCUGUAUACUAGAGCUCGUGACAACUCAGAAACUAGUCUCUUGUUUCACGGACCGACAAUCCGGUACAACAGUCGUGUGCCCUCUUCCCCACAAUCCCACAAAUACCCGGCUGGAC